Dentiscutata erythropus is the source of this 1938-nucleotide messenger RNA. The record is from the annotation of a GenBank genome assembly. NCBI's taxonomy places the organism in Eukaryota, Fungi, Glomeromycota, Glomeromycetes, Diversisporales, Gigasporaceae.
AUGAAAAGUGUGAAAAGUCACUUCAAACCAGUAAUCAAAACAUCACCUGCCACUUCAUCAGUCGCUUCUCCUUCCGAUACCACUACUUCAAACAAAAUGACUACAAAUGCAGAAGUUGAAACUUUGCCGGGUUCAACACCGCAAAAUACUAAAGAUACACAAACUAAAGUUACAGGCAAACAAAAAACACCAAAGAGUGUAAAUAACGCAUCAACACAAAAACAUAAAAAAACUCAAAAAAUAUCCGAUGCUGGCCAAGUAAAAAAGGCAUAUUCCCCUCGUAAAAAAAAGACCAAUACUGCCGAUACAGCCACAUCUUCUGAUGUAUCACCAGAAACAUCUAAAACUACUGUUACCCGUAAAAGAAAAUCGAAAAAAGAUCAACAAGAAACAGUAGCAAAAACAACAGAAACUUCAAAUAUCAAGGUUGACGUAGGUGAAACAACAACAACGACAGAAGUCGUUGCAAAUAAUAACGGUAUACAACAACAACCAUCAACGGUUUUAGAAAGUCCCGUUACGGAUAAUCAAACUCAAGAUGUCGUUCCGGUUAAAGCUCCAAAAAAACGAAAGAGUAAAGUCGUUACUGCAACGGAUAAUGAUACGAAAAAAGAAACGAAUAAUGAUGGCGAAUCUUCGGAACAGAGCAAACCUAAGAGAGUAAAGAAGGCUAAAGAUCCAAAUGCUCCUAAAAAGCCACCAAAUGUUUACAUGCAAUUCUCAAAGGUUAAAAGGCCAGAAAUUAAAAAAGCAAACCCGGAUGCGAAUCCGAAAGAGAUACUUACUUUGAUCAGUGAAGCGUGGAGGAAAUUGUCCGAUGAAGAGAAAAAACCAUACCAAGAUAUGGUUAAAGUAGCUAUGACCGAAUACGAAGAACAAAUGAAAUCUUAUAAAGGUCAAAUGACCAUGUCAACACCAGAUGCAUAUACUCCAAAACAGAACUUGGAAACUCAAGAAAUUGAACAAAAUACAUUAGACGCGUCAGUAGUUCCAAAUAACGCGAAUCAAAAUUUGUCAGGAAUAAUGAUGUGUGAUAAUUCGCAGCCAGAUCUUUCUCAAUUAGCUGUGCAUCAAGCGUUACCAUCUGGUGUACCAUUCGAAAAUUACGCGUCAUACGGUCAACGAGACGAUAUGGAAGCAUUGUUAGAUAUGCCAGAUGUUGGAAAUUCUUAUGAAUUUCAAACAAGUGAUCCAAGUUUAUUUAAUAAUUCUGAACAACUAUUAACCGAUAUUCAAAAUGGUGGAAGCACAUUUGACUUUCAACCAACGAGUUCUAACUCUAAUAAUGCUCAAUUAUAUGAUAAUUCGGCUUAUCAAUUUCCAGCAACAAUGCUGCCAUUAGCUAUGAACAUUCAAGAAAAUCAGGAUACUCAUGGUACUUAUUUUUACGGUGAACAACAACCACUUCAAGUUGUUAAGCAAGAUCUAUUACUUUAUGAACCUCCUGUUCGAGAGAAUCGUGAAGCCUCCGAAUCUGGAAGUAGUCAAGAAGUUCAUAACUCACCAGUUAUAGUUAAAAAUAGAGAUCAUAAUUCAGGUAAUUUACUCUUAUGUCAACCAUUCGAACCAUCCAAUGGAAACAAUAAUAUUGGUAACAUCGAUAUGGAAGGGAAUGGUCACUGGUUUCAAGACGAGACUCAAUUCCAAGAUCCUUCGAAUUAUGUACAACAAUAUAACGAAUACGAUAUAUCACAACAGAAGAUACUUCAAGAUAAUUUACGACAAAUAUCUCAACAAGAAUAUUAUCAGAAACAAAUGUCACAACAUCAUCAACAACAAAUGGCACAAGAACUUUCGCAACAACGUGCAUCACAAGACACUUUAUUAUCGGAAUCCAAACAACACACUCCAAUACAGUCGUAUCAACCUCCUCCAUAUAAUGAUCAAAAUGUAAAUUGGACUGGUGUUCGAUCUGAAGUUGGUGGCGCUGCUGUUUAA